Antrostomus carolinensis (chuck-will's-widow) is the source of this 1390-nucleotide messenger RNA. It is a transcript of the gene CDC42, whose product is annotated as cell division cycle 42. Gene Ontology annotation, molecular function: GTPase activity; GTP binding. Gene Ontology annotation, biological process: small GTPase-mediated signal transduction. The record is from RefSeq and is a predicted model, not a curated record. The transcript has 4 exons. Lineage: Eukaryota; Metazoa; Chordata; Aves; Caprimulgiformes; Caprimulgidae. The coding region runs from base 27 to 470 and encodes 147 amino acids.
UUUUCGAUAACUAUGCUGUAACAGUGAUGAUUGGAGGAGAGCCUUACACCCUAGGCCUCUUUGAUACUGCAGGUCAGGAAGACUAUGAUAGAUUACGACCCCUCAGCUAUCCACAGACAGAUGUAUUUCUGGUCUGUUUUUCAGUGGUGUCUCCUUCUUCAUUUGAAAAUGUGAAAGAAAAGUGGGUACCUGAAAUUACUCACCACUGUCCAAAGACACCUUUCCUGCUUGUUGGGACCCAAAUUGAUCUAAGAGAUGAUCCCUCAACAAUUGAGAAACUUGCCAAGAACAAGCAGAAGCCCAUAACUCCAGAGACUGCUGAAAAACUGGCCCGGGACCUGAAGGCUGUCAAAUACGUGGAAUGCUCUGCACUUACGCAGAAAGGCCUAAAGAAUGUAUUUGACGAAGCGAUAUUGGCUGCCCUGGAGCCUCCGGAGCCGAAGAAGACUCGCAGGUGUGUGCUGCUAUGAACGUCCCUCCAGAGCCCCUUCUGCAAAGCUGGUGUUUGAUGUCAUACUAAAAGCAAUGUUUAAAUCAAACUAAAGAUACAAAUUUUAAAAUUUGUUUUCGCAAUAAUGACAAAUGCCCUGCACUCCCAUCUCCCCCACACGAUCCCUGUGUGAGAUGAGAAUGUUAGUGUUUAUUCCCCAGUGCCCCCUCAAUUCAGUUAAACUAGUUAAUUUUGAGUAAUUAUGUAUUAUCAGAAAACACUGAUCAGUACUAGUUUUUUAUUUUGUUUACCGUUUCUAAUUUUUUUCCCUUUGUUUAAAAUCCAGGCAUGCUUGUGAUGACUUUUUCUGUAACAGACUAAUUCUAGGCUGUUUUACUGAAGCCUUGUCCCUUACGCCAGUCUGGCAAGACUUGGUUCUGGUUUCAAGAACUUCUAGGGCUGUUCUGCAGCCAGCCAGCAGCCUGGGUGUGAGCAGACUUUAGUACUAAAGACAAAGACAAGAAAGUAAAAUGUCCCAAGCUGGUGCUCCUCUAAGGAGGAGUGUAGAAAAUGUAUCUGCAUCUCCUCUGAAGUUGCCUUGUAUCUCUUCCCCUGGCUUUCCACUGUGCAGGUCAUAAAUUUCUACCCCAUCCUCUAAGUUAUGAAGCCUUAGGAAUAGGAGAAUCCUUUUCUCUGGAUGCACCAUCAGACUUGAAACUAGCUUGCCAGUCUCUUCUUUAAUCUUGACAUCAUAAGCUUUUGUCAUGUGAUGAAGAAAUAACUGCACCUCUUAAAGCAUGCCCAACUGAUUCAGUUGGCUUUUAACAAAUCCAUCUUCUGCCAAUCCUUAAUUCUUAGAGAAACACCUAACCAUGACCAGCAUGGACACUGCUGUUGGGACACUCUGAAAGGACCCGGUGUGUAUUAAGAUGAGUUUUGGAGCUGGCCCUGGUGGUGCAU